This is a messenger RNA of Impatiens glandulifera, 1414 nucleotides long. RefSeq names its product myb family transcription factor PHL8-like. Gene Ontology annotation, molecular function: DNA-binding transcription factor activity; DNA binding. The record is from RefSeq and is a predicted model, not a curated record. Lineage: Eukaryota; Viridiplantae; Streptophyta; Magnoliopsida; Ericales; Balsaminaceae. The transcript has 6 exons. The coding region runs from base 402 to 1217 and encodes 271 amino acids.
AUUUAAUGUAUUUUGAGUUUUUUUCUCAAGACUGUUUUCUUCUGCAUGGGAGAGCCCUCUUUCACAUUCUGUCCCGCCAAGAAGAAUAAAAUUAUUGAAUGGCGUAAAUUCAAAGAAACAAGAAGAAGAAAAAGAUAUUAGUGCAAAAAAGAGAAGUCAUGGUAUAUAUUCUCCAAUGGUUACCCCACUUCAUGUUUCCAGAUGUGAAAUGUGAAUGAAUACAUAUGACAGUUGAAUCAAGUCUCUCUACUAUAAAGGGAACCAAAGACUCGCCGAUCGUACUUCAGACAGAGAUUGUAAAGGCCCAUACAAGAAGAAAUAUUGAAAAUGGGAUAUCAUCAAAGUAGGCAAAAUCAAGAUAUGAAUUUAGUCCUAUCAAGUGAUGCAAAACCAAGGCUGAAAUGGACUCCAGAACUUCACCAGCGAUUCCUCGAAGCAGUCUUUCAACUUGGAGGAGCAGAAAAGGCAACACCCAAGUCCUUGAUGAAGGUGAUGGCCAUUCCUGGACUCAGUUUGUAUCACCUAAAGAGUCAUUUACAGGCUGCUGUUUUCUGCAGAAAUACAGGCUGGGGAGAAGCCAGCAGUCAGAAGUCUUCCAUGAAAGCUCCCAAGAGAAUCUGGAAGCAGAAGUUCAUUUUGAUGGGAAAUUUUCUCCUCUACCACAGAAUCCAAUCAAAGAAACCUGGCAGAUAGAACAAGCCCUGCAAAUGCAAAUGGAUGUCCAGAGGAAACUUCACGAACAAAUGGAGGUGCAAAGGCAUUUGCAGCUGCGUAUUGAAGCUCAGGGGAAAUAUCUGCAAACUGUUUUAAAGAAAGCCCAAGAGACGUUUUCUGGACAAGGGUCUCCAUUAGUGUCGAUAAUAGAGAGUGGAUACCCUAGCUCCUUGUUAUCUGAAUCAACAAUGGACAAUGAAAGCGCAAGUAUGACAAGUUCAGGUAGGAAGAAGGGAAAAAGAUUAAAGUUGGGGGCUGAUCUUUCAUUGAUGGGUGGAAUGGAUGAAAGGGAAAAGUGCAUAAUUGAUGGGAAUGGGAAGAAAAGGAUUAAUGGAAUGGAAGAACAAAAAUCAUCAUCUGGGACUGGGAGUGUGAAAAGAUCAUCGGCUGCUUCAAAUGUUGCAGGGGAGCCAUGGAGGAAGUUCUUAGGGACGUUAGAUUUGAACAGUCAAUGUGUGAAUGACUUUGAUUCUGGCCCCAAAGCAAUGAUAGACUUGAACUAAAUAAACACUUUGAAUCAUCACAGAAUAUAUAUACUCAUAUGGUGGUUGGUUUCAGAUAUGGGUAGUGGUAGAGCUUGAUUCAAUUAAUUAUAAACAGUAUGUAUAUAUGCUUAAUGAUAUUUGUAAAAGCUUUUGAUUUCAUCAUCUGUAUAUGUGUAUUUUCUCAUGCCAAUAAUUAAGAUAGUUGAUGACUACUA